AUGGGUAAAAAGAUAAAGAAGGAAGUCGAACCUCCCCCUAAGGAUGUGUUCGACCCACUCACAAUUGAAAGCAAAAAAGCAGCCACCGUGGUGCUAAUGCUCAACUCUCCAGAGGAGGAGAUUUUAGCCAAAGCUUGCGAAGCCAUUUAUAAAUUUGCUUUGAAAGGUGAGGAGAAUAAAGCAACUCUCCUUGAACUUGGAGCUGUGGAGCCCUUGACCAAACUGCUUACCCAUGAAGACAAAAUUGUAAGAAGAAAUGCUACGAUGAUCUUUGGCAUCCUGGCUUCCAACAGUGAUGUUAAAAAGUUGUUGAGGGAGUUAGAGGUCAUGAAUUCUGUUAUUGCUCAGCUUGCUCCGGAAGAAGAAGUGAUAAUCCAUGAAUUUGCAAGUCUUUGCCUCGCAAACAUGUCCAUCGAGUACUCGGGGAAAGUACAGAUAUUUGAGCAUGGUGGACUGGAGCCACUCAUCAGACUGCUGAGUAGCCCAGACCCGGAUGUGAAGAAGAAUUCGAUUGAAUGCAUCUACAACUUGGUACAGGAUUUUCAGUGUCGGACUACACUUCACGAACUAAACCCAAUCCCGCCGAUGUUAGAGCUCCUGAAGUCGGAGUACCCAAUUAUCCAGCAGCUGGCUCUCAAAACCUUGGGUGUUAUCACAUGCGAUAAGGAGUCUCGGACAAUGCUGAAAGACAACCAAGGACUGGACCAGCUCUCCAAGAUCCUAGAAACCAAGGAAUUGAAUGACCUUCAUGUAGAAGCACUUGCAGUGAUAGCCAAUUGCCUGGAGGAUAUGGACUCAAUGGCGCUGCUGCAGCAGACAGGGGGCCUCAAAAAACUACUUUCAUUCGCAGAGAACUCAACCAUUCCUGACAUCCAGAAGAAUGCAGCCAAAGCCAUUACUAAAGCGGCUUAUGAUCCUGAAAACAGAAAAGUUUUCCAUGAACAAGAGGUUGAAAAAUGCCUGGUGACCCUCCUGGGAUCCGACAGCGAUGGAACCAAGAUUGCUGCUUCCCAAGCCAUUUCAGCCAUGAGCGAGAACUCCAGCAGCAAAGAUUUUUUCAACACCCAAGGGAUUCCACAGAUAGUUCAGUUGCUCAAAAGUGACAACGAGGAGGUGAGGGAGGCAGCCGCCCUGGCCCUGGCAAACCUGACCACCAACAGCACCGCCAAUGCCAAUGCUGCCGCAGAAGCCGAUGCCAUCGACCCGCUGAUCAACAUCCUGUCGAGCAAGCGGGACGGAGCCAUCGCCAAUGCUGCCACGGUGCUCACCAACAUGGCCAUACAGGAGCCUCUGCGCACCGUCAUCCAGAACCACGAAGUGAUGAACGCGCUGCUGGGUCCGCUGCACUCCACCAACACUGUGGUGCAGAGCACCGCGGCGCUUACUGUGGCUGCCACUGCCUGCGACGUGGAGGCCCGCAACCAGUUGAGGAUGUGUGGUGGUCUGGAGCCCCUGGUUGAGCUCCUGAACUCCAAGAAUGAUGAGGUACGAAGGCACGCCAGCUGGGCGGUGAUGGUCUGCGCCAGCGAUGAGCUGACGGCCGUCGAGUUAUGCAGACUUGGGGCUCUAGAUAUCCUUGAAGAAAUUAAUCUAUCAGUAAGUCGGAAAAAUAAAUUCAGUGAGGCAGCCUAUAACAAAUUGCUCAACAACAAUCUUUCCCUGAAAUAUAGCCAGACUGGCUACUUGUCAUCAAGCAACAUAAUUAGUGAUGGAUUCUAUGAUUAUGGCCGGAUAAAUCCUGGCACCAAACUUUUACCAUUAAAGGAACUCUGCUUACAGGAGCUGAAUGAUCAACGUGCUAUUUUAUUAGUCAACAGUAAAUCUGACAUUUCUCCACCUCCAUCUAUGGAGGAUAAAUCAUCAGAUGUUGGCUAUGGACGAAGCAUUUCUUCUUCAUCUUCCUUAAGAAGGGCAAGCAAAGAGAAAUCCACUCUUCGUUUUAGUGCUGGAUUUGGGUCUCCCACAGAAGAAAAAUCAGAGCCGACAUCAGGACGAAACACGGUCCUUAGCAGAGGUACCACCAAAGAGAAAGGUUCAAGGAAAGGGAAGGGGAAGAAAGAAGAAGAAAAAGUGAAAGAGGAAGAAGAGGUCAUGGCAAUGCCCAAAAUGACAGAAAGCAGCCCCGACAAAGAAUGGUACCCACCUCUUGACCCCGAGUUCUGUGUGUAUGUGUUCGAGGUGACCAAGUCCAUCCUGCCCAUCGUCAACAUUAAGGACCAGAUUGAGACCCUGGCCAAGUAUGUGGCAGAUAAAAUGGGCGGUAGGAUUCCAAAAGAGAAGCUAUCUGAUUUCAGCUGGGAACUUCACAUAAGUGAGCUGAAAUUUCAACUGAAAUCCAAUGUCGUUCCAAUUGGAUAUAUCAAGAAAGGAAUCUUUUAUCAUCGAGCUUUGCUUUUCAAGGCACUGGCUGAUAAAAUCGGUGUGGGCUGCUGCCUGGUGCGUGGUGAGUACAGCCGAGCAUGGAACGAAGUGAAGCUGCUGAACGAGGGUCGGAAGGGCGUCACUGGGAGCCUGCCCCCACCCGAAGAGUUCAUCGUGGAUCUCAUGUUCCACCCGGGGGCCCUGCUGAAGCUCCGCAGCAAAGAGGCAGACCUCUACCGCUUUCUCUAGUCACCAAAGGAGCUCAGAAGCGCUCAAACCGGAAACUGGCUCCACGUGCUUUCUAAGAAGGGCACUCGCUGAUUCGAGAACUUCAAAUAAAGGAAUUGGAAAUGG
Messenger RNA from Peromyscus californicus insignis, 2715 nucleotides. It is a transcript of the gene Armc3, whose product is annotated as armadillo repeat containing 3. The record is from RefSeq and is a predicted model, not a curated record. Gene Ontology annotation, molecular function: heme binding; protein binding; peroxidase activity. The coding region runs from base 1 to 2610 and encodes 869 amino acids. Gene Ontology annotation, biological process: response to oxidative stress. Lineage: Eukaryota; Metazoa; Chordata; Mammalia; Rodentia; Cricetidae. The transcript is spliced from 18 exons.